Messenger RNA from Aegilops tauschii subsp. strangulata, 1092 nucleotides. NCBI's taxonomy places the organism in Eukaryota, Viridiplantae, Streptophyta, Magnoliopsida, Poales, Poaceae. The record is from RefSeq and is a predicted model, not a curated record.
AUGGCUCCGCCGCCCACCCCACCACCGCCGCUGCCGCCCGGCUACUUCGAGCACCGGGCCGCUAUCCUCGCCCGGGCCGCUGCCGCGGCUUCCUCCUCCACUGCCUUAGUUCUACCACAACCACCACCUAUGCCUCCGGUGCUCUCCUUCACCGAUACAAUCUCCGAUAUUAGUCCCUAUAUCCCCAUUACCCUCGAUCUCACCUCCCACAACUACUACCAUUGGCGCCACCUCUUCGAAGUUCACCUCGGGCGCUGCAAUCUUCGCUCCCACGUCGACGCCACCGCCGUGCCGCAAUCCCAUGAUCCCCAAUGGGUCAAGGAUGACCUCGCUAUCAUCCAAUGGAUCUACAUGCGCGUCUCCACCGAGAUCUUCAAUCUCGUCUUCUGGGAAGCCGCCACCGCCGCCAGUCUCUGGGCGGCCCUUCAGCAGUUGUUCCAAGACAACGUCGAUGCUCGCACCAAUCUACUCCACACCGAGCUCAGGAAUACGGUGCAAGGCGACUCCUCCCUCAGUGUCAACUGCCAACGCCUCAGGUCCAUCGCCGACGAACUACGUGAACUUGGUGAUCCCGUUGAAGACCGGCAGCUUAUCAACAUCCUCCUCAUCAGGCUCAGCGAACAGUUCGACAAGCAGGCUUCUUUCAUACCCAUGAUGCGGCCCCAGCCAACCUUUGCCGAGGUGCGCUCUAUCCUCCAGUGGGCCGACCGUGCUCAAACCAACAACGACGCUCGUCCUCAGCUCUUCGCCGCCGUUCCGCGCGGUCCAGCACCCACGGCGCCACCCGCGGCGUCCCCUUCACCAGCGGUGCCUUCCUCCUCGACCGCGCCCGCUCCACCGCCAGGCUGCCGUCCCAGCCCUAAUUAUCGCGGCAAGAACCCCAUCUACCGACCGCCUACGACGCGCUCGGCGCCCACUCCUUCACCGUCGCCGGCCCCAAGUGCGCCACCAACAGCUACGCCUUGGCAUCCUCCACAUGAUCCCUGGACGGGGCUCAUCCAAGCUUGGCCCAUGCCAUGGUCCGCUCCGGCUCCCCUCGGUGCUCCACCGGCUUACACCGGUGCCUGGCAGCCUGAUAACCCACAAGUAUAG